ACUUUCCUCUCGGGCCGCUGCUGCACACCCACACACACAACACGCACACGCACAGCAGAGUUUGUGAGCGGAAUCAAUACACACUUUACUUGUGAGUCCGCACGCCCUUAGAUAACGACACGGCGCGCGCUUUGGACAAAGCAGAAGUCCUCCUUUAUUUUUGACAUUUUCAUUUCGUCUCCUCCUUUUUUCCCUUUUUUUUUUGCGUUCGCUUUUUUGAGGCUGAACAACUCUGGCCUGUCUCCUGAGGACGUGUGAGGCCUGUUGUACGGUGUUGGCAUCAAGCUUUUGUUGUUGAAGCGGAUCUUAAGCAACAUGAACGUCUUUCGCCUGGCGGGUGACGUGUCACAUCUGGUGGCUAUCAUCAUCCUGUUGCUGAAGAUAUGGAGGUCCAGGUCCUGUGCUGGCAUCUCUGGGAAGUCUCAGGUGCUGUUUGCACUAGUUUUCACCACCAGGUACCUUGACUUGUUCACGGUCUUCAUUUCUCCGUACAACACGGUGAUGAAGGUGGUCUUCCUGGCUAUGUCCUAUGCCACUGUGUACCUGAUCUACAUGCGCUUCAGGAACACAUACGACUUGGAGAGCGACACUUUCCGUGUGGAGUUUCUGUUGGUGCCAGUCAUCGGACUGUCCUUCCUGGAGAACUACGCCUUCACCCCACUGGAGAUCCUUUGGACCUUCUCCAUCUUCCUGGAGGCAGUGGCCAUAAUGCCGCAACUCUUCAUGAUCACCAACACCGGCGAGGCGGAGUCCAUCACUACCCAUUACCUGUUCUUCCUGGGCCUCUACCGAGCCCUCUACAUAGCCAACUGGAUGUGGCGUUACCACACAGAGGGCUUCUUUGACCAGAUCGCAGUGGUGUCUGGCGUCGUGCAGACCAUUUUCUACUGUGAUUUCUUCUACCUUUACGUCACAAAGGUGCUUCGAGGAAAAGGGAAGAUGACCCUGCCGAUGCCCGUUUAAAGACGGACAUCUGCGCCCUAAACAGCCGCCCAUCUGUGCCUGCUCACAGCUCAGCGCCCGAACACAGACCUUGCCCUUCAACUGUACAUGUAUUUAGCAAUGGGACUAAUGGUCUGAUGUCAUUCUGUAGGCCAAAAUGAGUGCACCUCUACAAAUUGAAUUUCUGUCAGACUGUGUGUGAGUCUAUGUGUUUGUGAGUGUGUGUGCAUAUGUAUGCAUAUAUGCUCUGGUGUGUUUGUAAGUUUGUGAUUUGGGUUUUUUUUUUUUCCUUUCAUAAGAUGCAAAUGUGACACUUGAAAUGUGUCCCUGGUGUGCACGUGGAACUUUCAAAGAAUUCAGGCAGGGCUGAACACUAUGGAGACUGUGUAUUUGUCCUUACUUUCCCCCUCUUUUAAGUACUGAGCAAUCCGUUGGCCUUGAAGACAGUUGUAAUAUUGAAUCCACAGAAGUGUACUUGAGAUUGGCCGAUGCCUUUUUGUACAGCGCAUAGUCAGAUUGUCUGUAGCUUUAGUUUCCACACAGUACAGAUCCAGAUCCGGUUUCUCCUGUGUUAAAGUUGUAAGAGCGCCCAGACCUUCAUGUCAAAGGUUCUACCACUUUGUCUACCACAUUUCACAAACUCAGUCUUGAUUUUCACUAAUGACAAAUACUGCAGUGUAAAACUGUACUCUAAUCUUCCACAAAGUGUCUUCCUCUUUGGUCCUGUACUGUUAGACACUCCCUAAAUAGUUUACUUAAUUAUAUAUAUUUUUUCUUACUUCCAAUUAUGUUAAUGUUUAGUAUUUUCCUCUUCAGCAUUGUCUUUUUGUGUUUCAGUGUAUUUCUUCGUGGGAGAAAAAAAGGGCUAAACAUUUUGUCAUGUCAUAAAUGAAGCCAAAGAUGGAACAGAUAACUGCUGUAACGUUUCAGUGAAACAGAUGUUGAUGUCUUUCCUGGGUCGUUACCUUGACUGAACUGUCCUGUCGUGUCGUUCACAAAUGGGAAAAUGGCGUUGGAGCAUCUUGGAAUUUCUGCAGAAGCUUAGAUUGACGCUUGCAGAUGUGUUACUAAUAGACAGUUGAAUUGCACACCAUUUUUGUGACAUUACUUUUAUUAUAACAUGAGACUCUCAAUUCAAAGGUGUGGCUUUGUUCUUUGCUGCCAGUCCACAUGGGCUGAAACAUACCAGGAUGUUUACCUUUCUGAAGGGCCCGCACACACAAACAUGCACAUAUACAUACAUGCGUUCUUAUGUAAGUGCUGAAAGUGCUGGUGCAUUGGGUUGAUGUUAAACAAAGACUGAUAGCAUUAGAUGUAUGAUACACAAUGGAAAAAGUGAACUUUCACACAUAGUCACCACUAUGUUUAAUAAAGAUCAUAG
Toxotes jaculatrix (banded archerfish) is the source of this 2323-nucleotide messenger RNA. RefSeq names its product KDEL endoplasmic reticulum protein retention receptor 3 (gene kdelr3). Gene Ontology annotation, cellular component: cis-Golgi network; membrane; endoplasmic reticulum. Lineage: Eukaryota; Metazoa; Chordata; Actinopteri; Toxotidae. Gene Ontology annotation, molecular function: ER lumen protein retrieval receptor activity. The transcript has 5 exons. The record is from RefSeq and is a predicted model, not a curated record. Gene Ontology annotation, biological process: endoplasmic reticulum to Golgi vesicle-mediated transport; protein retention in ER lumen. Bases 316 to 963 code for a protein of 215 amino acids.